This is a messenger RNA of Bufo bufo (common toad), 2522 nucleotides long. RefSeq names its product solute carrier family 25 member 30 (gene SLC25A30). The record is from RefSeq and is a predicted model, not a curated record. Gene Ontology annotation, cellular component: mitochondrial membrane. The transcript has 10 exons. Gene Ontology annotation, biological process: mitochondrial transport. Lineage: Eukaryota; Metazoa; Chordata; Amphibia; Anura; Bufonidae. Bases 323 to 1039 code for a protein of 238 amino acids.
CAGGCAAAAUAGAGACCCCAGAAGUGAAGAUGUCUGCUGCUAGCUGGAAGCCAUUUAUAUAUGGAGGAUUGGCUUCGAUUACAGCUGAAUGUGAAAUCCUGCUUUGUGGCCUUAAUAGGAACUUGUUCACCUUGAACGAGCCCCAGAUAAUGUCAGCUUCGGUCAGACCUUGCUUAGUCAUGGCAGGUUGCAGCUUGUGUUCUUGUGUCUCUGGUCUGUUGCAGCUUGAUAAGGUACUUUUCCUAUAGACUUGACCAAAACACGUCUCCAAGUCCAGGGGCAAAUUAAUGAUGCCAAAUACAAAGAAAUUCGCUAUCGAGGAAUGGUGCAUGCGCUUGUUAGAAUAUGCAGAGAAGAGGGGCUCACCGCGUUGUAUUCUGGGAUUGCACCAGCAAUGCUUCGCCAGGCAUCAUACGGUACUAUAAAAAUUGGAACGUACCAGAGCUUGAAGAGGUUAUUUGUCGAUCGUCCCGAAGAUGAGACGUUGGUUCUUAAUGUAUUUUGCGGUGUGCUGUCUGGAGUAGUUUCCUCGUGCAUCGCCAACCCCACUGAUGUCCUUAAGAUCAGAAUGCAGGCACAAGGCAAUGUGAUACAAGGGGGGAUGAUUGGCAACUUCAUCAACAUUUACCAGCAGGAAGGCACGCGGGGCCUGUGGAAGGGGGUAUCGCUCACUGCCCAGAGAGCAGCUAUUGUAGUGGGAGUGGAGCUGCCAGUCUAUGACAUUACCAAGAAACACCUGAUCCUGUCCGGACUGAUGGGCGACACCAUCUAUACGCAUUUUCUGUCCAGUUUUACAUGUGGAUUGGCGGGAGCAUUAGCGUCGAAUCCCGUUGAUGUUGUCAGAACCCGAAUGAUGAACCAAAGGUCAAUGGGUGAAUUUUCUGCCUACAAAGGCACCGCAGAUUGUUUGCUGCAGACUUGGAAAAAUGAAGGCUUUUUUGCUCUAUACAAAGGGUUUUGGCCAAACUGGUUAAGAUUGGGACCUUGGAAUAUAAUUUUCUUUAUAACCUAUGAACAGCUCAAGAAACUAAACCUCUGAUGUGUCAUCCGUGCAGCUAGCCAAGUUUUUCCAUGCCAGUAACCUAGAAAUUCAAAUUGAUGUGCUGCAAUCUCUAUUUAUGAUGUCUCUGAAGGAACAUGUGAAUGUAUAAAGACGAGUGGUGACACUUUCCUGGAGACCGGGUUGCCAGCACUGCAUCGGAAGACUUCUUUAGAAAUGCGGUGCAUGCGUUGCAACUGGAAAAACACAUGCUAUGAAUUGGAAUCCCUGAUGCUCAAGAGGUUUAAAAUGUUCAUUUGGAUGAAGUCUUGUCCUUGUCUAUCUAGAAGUGUUCCCAAAAUGUCUAUUUUUAUACUUGUAGAGUGAUGUUACUUACAUAAUUCAGUUUUAUCUAUAGAAAAAAAGUAUACAUUUUCAUUCGUCAUCAAAAAGGUUCGUAGACUUAGUUUUCAUUCAUAUGACACAUUUUUGUCAGUCUACAGGACCAUUCAUAACAGCCCGUCAGUAAUAUGAAGGUGUAGGUGAACUAUGCUUGUAUGUAGGCAUUGGUUAUGACCUUUUUUACUUUUAGACAUGUUUUCAGGAGCAGUAAUAAUCUGAUAAUAAAACAGACGGACUGUUUUAGGUCAGCCUGUGUCUGCUCACCUAGUUAUAUAUCCAUACUUACCCCCAUUCCCCUGCUGUGUGGCUGCAUACAGACACUAGAAUAGAGUGCGAGGACUGACGAGCUUGUACCCGAGGGCACAACCCUCAGUGGUGGGGGUGAGUAUGGACAUAUAAUUUUUGUGUUUGGGACUCGACAGGAACAGUUCUAUCCGUGUAAUACUGCACUUAAAGAGGACCUGUAACCUCUCCUGACAUGUCCGUUUUAGUAAAUAAUUGCCUUCUACAUUUAAUGGAAAUUAUGGACCAUCUAUACUUAGGCUUGAUGGUACUACCAGUUGCGGAUGUAUUCCUGCAUAGUCUGCCACUGGCAACACCAACUGGACUUUGGUAAUUGAUUUUUAAAGUGGAAAAUUUGAAACCAAAGCUUCAGCUUCGGUUCCAAGAUACCAGUCGGAACUGAAGCAGAGUUCUGUUUUAAUGUGGUUUUCCUGCACAACUUCUUGAAUAACUAACUUGGGCUCAUCACUGCACAGUAUGAUCCUGUCCAUUCAGUGCUGCCUGACUCUGCAGGGACACAUCCCCAACUGGUAUUACCACCUAGCCUAAGAAUAGAUGGUCCAUCAUUUCCAUUAAAUGUGGAAUGCAAUUAUUUACUAAAACUGACAUGUCAGGAAAGGUGACCGGUCCUCUUUAAUAGAAUUUGGGGGACCUCACAGAUUCCCUUAGUAAUUACAAUAGAAGUCCUAUAACUGCUGUGUAUACAAUUUCCUAAUAUACAAGCUUAGGUUCAGGAAACGUGAACCUACACUUCAAGCUGCUUUGUGGGAAUAUGUACAGAUCGUGUUGUAUGUCGCUCUGUAAGGUAUAAUAUGAUUUUGGUAAAUGCGGUAUUGCAUUUGCUGGUUAGGGGAUAACU